GCUGUUGAGUUCUUAGUGCUUGAGAUUCCGUUUUGGAGUAUUGGAAUUUUUAAGUGUUUUUCGAAUUGUCUCAUGAUUUUUUUGGUUAGUUUUGAGUAGAAUUCUGAACCUGUUUUUGAUUAGAUAAAAUACUAUUUCACCUUUUCUUUUGUCUCUCUUUGAGUGUUGUCUGCAAAGGAUUCGAGUAGACUAUUAACUAGAUAAUGGAUUUCAACCUUAUGUUGUUAUUUUUCUUUUUAUAUGUAGUGAAAUGAUUAUUGGGGCUAAUUUUAACUGGAGCGUUGGAAUUUGUUGGAUUUUUGAAUUUUCUGCUGAUUUCUUGUUAGUUUUCAGCAGUAUUCUGAAUUUGAUAUAGAAGAGAAAAUAACAAUUUUCACUUAGUUUUGGUGAUCUUUGAGUAUUCUCUGGCUAGAAUUUAAAUAGAUAAAUGAACGUAUUCAGGAUUUUGAAGUAAAGGUGAUGUUUUUUGAGGGUGGGCCCUGGCGUCAUGGGUGUCAUGAGUUUGGAAAUGGCCUCCACACACGGAGUGAGGCUGUGUAUAUCUGACCCUUCCAGACCCUGCAGUGGCAGGAGCCUUAUACACUGGGCGAAUUUCUUUUUUUUUUUUUUUCUUUUUAAAACAAAGGCUAGUGAGCUGGUAAUGGAGGUUAAGCUUAACUUUAGUUUGAUAUAUACUAUAUAGUUGUUCUAGAGGUAGAUAUUUAAUGAGUAGCGUCAUUGAAUUUGGAAUUGUAGCGCGAUUAAGAUGAAGCCCAGGAAGAAGGGGGAUGAAGAGGAGGAAGGGCACUGGGCAAACUCUUCAAGAAAGGAUUGUUCACUUAGGCUAAUAAAGAUUUUUUUCCGCAUAGCUGUGUUCGUGGCAGGGUCAGUUCUAGGCUUGUCAUGGGGCGUGCGUCUCAAUCAGCAUGUAUCACAGACUGAUAUCUUCUUUCCGGCAAAACUAUACACAAACUGUGGGAAGCCUAGCUUGAACUUUAACAAUUUCAUUGAGCCGUGCAAUUUGAUGCAUAUGAUGACAGAUAAAGAGCUCUUUUGGAGGGCUUCAAUGGUAUCCAAGAGAAAUGAGUAUCCAUUCAACAGAGUGCCAAAGGUGGCCUUCCUGUUUAUGACAGAAGGACCUUUACCACUCUUACGGUUGUGGGAUAGGUUUUUCAAAGGUCAUGAAGGGCUCUUCACAGUUUAUGUGCAUGCAUAUCCAGGGUACACACUUGAGGUCCCCGAGAGCUCUUUCUUCUAUGAUCGCCAAAUUCCAAGUGAGAAGACUAAACAUGGCCUAAUAUCACAAGUAGAUGCGGAAAAGCGUCUCUUGGCCAAUGCUUUGCUGGACUUCUCCAACGAGCGCUUUGUUCUGCUCUCUGAGAGUUGCAUUCCAGUUUUUAAUUUCUCCACUGUCUAUAAGUACCUCACUAAAUCUGCCUACAGCUUUGUGCAGUCUUAUGAUGAAAACUCAUUCCAAGGCCUCGGACAUUAUAACAGCCACCUGGCCCCUGAAAUCAAGCUUCCUCAAUGGAGAAAAGGGUCUCGGUGGUUUGAAAUCCAGCGCUCGUUGGCAGUCAAUAUAGUUGCAGACAAGAAGUACUACUUUUUUUUCAGGGAAUAUUGUAAAACCAAUUGCUACCCUGAUGAGUUCUACAUCCCUACCUACUUGAACAUGUUCCAUGGAUUAUCGAAUGCGAACAGGACUGUGACUUGGGCUGGCUGGUCAAUUGGAGGUCAUCACCCUGCAACUUACGGCCGCGAAGACAUCACGGAAAGCUUGAUUCGAUCUAUCAGAAGUAAUGGGACCAUCUGUACAUACAACUCCAAACCAAGUUCUCUCUGUUUCCUUUUUGCAAUGAAGUUUUCUCCUGAUGCAUUGGAACCCCUACUCAACCUCACUUCAACGGUCAUGAAAUUUUAAAUUCUUUUUCUAGGCCUCUCCUUUUGCUUCCCCCUUGUUUCUUCCCCCCUCUCUGGUCAGCAGAAGGGAAUCCAUUUUCUUAUCCAUACAUUCUUACCUUGUAUAUUUGGAUUAGAAAGCUUUAGAGCAUGUAUUCUAUGAUGCUAAAAGCUCGAGUUGAAAGGUCAGUUCGUCCUAUAAUUAAUCAGCUUCUAAUUUUCUUUUCCCAA
Molecule: messenger RNA, 2109 nt
Organism: Phoenix dactylifera (date palm)
Lineage: Eukaryota; Viridiplantae; Streptophyta; Magnoliopsida; Arecales; Arecaceae
Source: RefSeq, a predicted model, not a curated record